Molecule: messenger RNA, 948 nt
Organism: Engraulis encrasicolus (European anchovy)
Lineage: Eukaryota; Metazoa; Chordata; Actinopteri; Clupeiformes; Engraulidae
Product: kallikrein-8-like
Exons: 4
Coding region: 138-818 (226 amino acids)
Biological process (GO): proteolysis
Molecular function (GO): serine-type endopeptidase activity
Source: RefSeq, a predicted model, not a curated record
GCGAGCCAGAGGAUGCUGAUACUGAUGCUGAUGGUGCUGGUGCUGGUGCUGAUGAAGCUGGUGGUGGAGCUGGUGGUGCUGAAGCGGCUCCAUGGCCUUCGUGUAAUGAACAGGAGGGAGGUCAUCAUGUACUGCUGAUGGUGGAUUCCCCAAAGGUGCCCACAGAGGUCCGCUGCGGAGGCACGCUGAUCGGACAGGACUGGGUUCUGACAGCCGCCGAGUGCCAACACCCGAAACUGGUGGCUCUCCUAGGUCAAGGCAGCGACUUGAGUAAGCGUGAGAAAUUUGAUGUGAAAAAGCAGUACAUCUACAAGGACACAAAGGGGCAGCACGGGGUCAUGCUGCUGCACCUGAAGAGAUCCAGGUUCAUGAAGUUCUUCAAAAUCAGCGCCAAGUACCAGGUCCUUGGCCUUCCUCCCAAGGACCAGUGUCACAGUCCACAGGUUGGAGCAACCGUCCAGAUGGUGGGAUAUAAGGAGGCGGGCCUGGCCGUCGAACCCUCAACAUUUCUAUCAUCCUCGACCACCGGCCCCACCCCAGCGUGCGUGAGGCUGUCAGUAGCUGAGUGUCCAGACUUCUCAGGGUACAAGGACAAAAAGAUUGAACUGGACAAGGCCUUCAGCUACACGGAGAUGGUGUGUGCAGGCACAGAGAGUGACAACACCUGCAGUGGAGCAGCGGGCGGUGGUAUGGUCUACAACUCCAUGGUGUACGGUGUGGUGAAGGGGAGCACCAAGGCGUCCUGCUCCGGCCCUAUCAAGUUCACCAGCAUCUGCCCCUACAGGGACUGGAUCCUCAAGACCAGGGGCAAGAAAUGAGAACCACUCAGCCCUCUCCACCAUGACCCGUCUACACCAGACUUGUACGAAAUUCCGAAUUGAAUGAAUUGAAAUUCACAGCAGUGCCAUAACAUGAACACUAGGUGGUGGUGUUCUAUGCACUCUCAAU